This is a messenger RNA of Jatropha curcas, 574 nucleotides long. Lineage: Eukaryota; Viridiplantae; Streptophyta; Magnoliopsida; Malpighiales; Euphorbiaceae. The record is from RefSeq and is a predicted model, not a curated record.
AUGCAGCCACUAGUGCUUCGAGAAUUCAGUUUGCACAAUUUGGAAGGGGGGCCACAAGAUUGGUAUUGGUUGGCCGGAAGUGGCCACCACCACGGCUUAAUUCUCUUUUCUAUACUCAAGGUUCUUGGGAAGUGCCAGCUACGAGAGGCUGUCGAGGAGAAAGAGCAAGGGCUAGACUCCUUGGUGGUGGAAGAUGGAGCAAAUUGGAGCAUGGGACAGCGACAACUGUUUUGCUUGGGGCGUGCUCUUUUGAGGAGAAGUCGAAUAUUAGUGCUCGAUGAAGCAACUGCAUCAAUUGAUAAUGCAACUGAUAUGAUCCUGCAAAAAACUAUUCGAACUGAAUUUGCAGACUCAACUGUGAUCACAGUAGCUCAUAGGAUACCGACUGUGAUGGAUUGCACCAUGGUGCUCGCUAUAAGCGAUGGAAAAAUAGUAGAGUACAAUGAACCAAUGAAGUUAAUGAAGAGGGAAAGUUCACUGUUUGGACAGCUUGUAAAGGAAUACUGGUCUCAUUAUCAAUCUGCAGAAGCGCAUUGAUGUUAAGGACUAGUUGUAAAUAAUGUUCUAUUAGGAG